AAUGACAUAUUUCCCCGCCCGCAACUUUAAACAUUAGCAAGUGAGCUCACGAGGGAUACAGCUCUCUGGAGAAGAUGCUCAAAAAGAAGUCAAGUAGCGCUGAGAAGAAGAGGAAACACUCGCAGUCUGAAGAACGACAUGAGAGCAGUAAACGCAGAAGUACUGAGCCCAUUGCGGAGCACGAGUCCAAGGAUGAACUCGCUGACGCCGAACUGGACAGGAUUGGCAGUGACAUUGAGGACGGCGGACUUGACCUCAGCCUGCCAUUCCAGCCCAUCACUGCUUAUGUCGGUGACAAGCGGGAGAUGCUGGAGCAGUGUUUCCGUGUGCUGGGGGACAAGAAGCUCAAGAAAAUGCUGCCUGAUGAACUCAAGGACUGUAGUUUAGAGGAAAUCAAAACGCUGUGCUGGAAACAACUGGAACCGAUCACAGAGAAAAAUCUCAUUCAGAUCUUAGCAGGGGAAGAUCUGACAUCUGGAAAUGGCGACAAAAACACAGAGGAGACCUUGGAAAUCCAGCAAGACAAUAAUGUGGACUCUACAUCUUGCCUCAAAGAAACUGCAAAAACGGAGGAGCCUAAGCAAGAGGGUGGUGGUUAUGGCGAGGAGAGCGACGUCCUAAGCAUAAACGCAGACGCUUAUGAUAGUGACAUAGAGGCACCCAAAGAGGAGCAGACCGUUAAAGCUGUGAAAGUGGCGUGCGGCAGCAGGGAAAGCGCUGAUCCCAUUGUAAACCCCGGCCCACCAAAUCCCGAACCUCCCACCGCCCCUCGAACUACGGAAGCCAAGAAAGACAUCCAAAGUGACAUAGACAAAAGCGUUUGUGAGAUUUUAGCGUUUUCGUCCACCUCGAGCAAAGAGGAAGCUAAAGAACAGAGUGCACCUCCGCAGCCAACAGACGUUUGUUUGCCCGCUGAAGGCGCAUCCGUUUCAAGCCGCACACCUUCAGUAUGUCAGCCGUCAAUUCAGCAACUGGAGCUCCUGGAGUUGGAAAUGAGGGCGAGGGCCAUCAAGGCUCUGAUGAAAGCAAGUGAUGGGAAAAAGCCUUGUGUAACGAAAAAUGUAUAGCCUGUUUUAUUUGUGUUAUGGUUUAUAGGCCUUUUAUAUAAUCAAUUUACUGCUUAAUAUAUUUUGUUUAUGCUUUACACUGUUGAAUGACACAAUUGACAAUGAUUUUCUGUCUUUAACCAUCCAAACCAUGUUGUGUUAUUACUCCAUAUUGGAAUGAUGUUACAGGCUGUUUAAUGCCAAAUUAAACCGAUAAAGGCCUGUCAUAUACCCACUGAGUGAACGUCGUCUGGGAUGAUUAACAUAAUGGUAUUUCCAGGUGUAUUUUUCUCUCUGGUCACUAGAUGGCAGUGUUUACCUGCCACAGUGCAUGUGUCUAAUCUGUGCAGAGGAGAGCGAGAGAUGAUUUAUUUGCCCACAUUACAGUCAAAAUGGCCAUGGCAGCGUGAAAGUCAAGUUCUAGUAAUGAUGUUAUUUAGUAAUGCACCAGGUUAUAAUGGAUCUCUGUUAGGCAUGGAGAACAAGAAAAAUUGUUCCCAUGGCAUUACAGACACAAUACAGAGAAACCCAAAAUUGAAAUAAAUCUGACUAUUAGACCAGCUGUCCUCGUCUAUACGUCAAAUUAAAGGACCUGCCAUUUUUAUCAACCAGAUUAAUUUUAAACUUUUUUUAUUUUUUUAUUUCUGUACCUCUACAUAGGGGCUAGAAUUAAUAACAUGCUCUCGCCUAUUAGUGUAAUGUUGCUGUAUUUAUUCGAAGCUGCUUUGUUCCUGUAAAAACUGUAAGGUUGCUGUGUGUGUGCAUGUGUGUGCGUGUGCGCACGCAAUUACAUGCAGAUGCAGAGCAAAACAGCUCUCUACCCCACCAGCCCAAAGGAGACAAUGAAAUGUACGAUAAGAAGCCAGUUGCCUCCUGGGUAUUUGCAUUUAAAAGGGCUCUUUCAUGGGAGGAAUGAGCGUGGGGAGGGUUAAAUGUGUCAUUCUCUAUGCUUUUAUGUGCAGGUAUCUUUGGUUCUCAUUGGAAAACGUCCACUUUAGCGCAAAAGGGGAUACAACAAUUCUAAAGUGCUCGUGGUGUCUGCGAUUGGUGAGUAUUUAUCGGUGUCAUUUUCCUGCUAUUAGAAUGCCAAUUAUGAUUUGGUGUGAGCAGAUAAAUGGCCUUUUAAGCAGACCUCAAAAUGAGUGGGCUGUAAAAUGGAUUGAUGGAGGUGAGGUGAUACUGUUUUGUUGGGGGAGUACUUUUUGAAUUCAGAUGAACCUUGUGAACCGUGUUGAAAUAUUGCAGUAUGAUGCUUCCAUGAAUGGUGCUAUUAUGAAAGUCAAAAACAAGGAUGUGCAAAAAAGUUCUUGUGCCCCACCGGUUCAUCUUCAAUAGCCGCACCUGUCAUUUUCCUUGGUAUUGUGACCAAGCCUCUGGUUAGUGAUGCUUAUUAUGCUAUUGUCCUCAAAAAAAUGUUUCAGGGCCGUUUAUCCUCUCGACUCAACUUUUUCUAUGCAACAAUCUGUCAAAACUUUAAGAGAUUCUAGCUUCUUUUUAGGAAGGACCCAUGAACAUAAUGUAAUCCCUCACUGUUUUUUAAUGUAACUGACUUCAGGUUCAAUACUUCUAGAAUGAAAAUAUCUCACUUUGAUGUUACCUCAGCUCUACUUCAGUCUAAUAAUGUAGCGUUCUUGACAUGCUAGCAUGUUAAAUGUUAGCAUGAACAUGUUUAGAAUGACAUGCUCACUGUAGUAUCCUGGCACAUUGAUGUAAUGCUGUAUUCCAGACCGGUCGAAACUGGGAAAUUUCCAAGUAAUCUUCUGACCUCAAAGCAUUUCAGUUCCAUGGUGGUGCAUCGCACUAAAUGUAAACAAUAAACAUGGCUGACCGUGACAAA
Messenger RNA from Micropterus salmoides (largemouth bass), 2883 nucleotides. Its product is annotated as caspase activity and apoptosis inhibitor 1. The transcript is spliced from 6 exons. NCBI's taxonomy places the organism in Eukaryota, Metazoa, Chordata, Actinopteri, Centrarchiformes, Centrarchidae. The coding region runs from base 75 to 1067 and encodes 330 amino acids. The record is from RefSeq and is a predicted model, not a curated record.